Molecule: messenger RNA, 1351 nt
Organism: Papaver somniferum (opium poppy)
Lineage: Eukaryota; Viridiplantae; Streptophyta; Magnoliopsida; Ranunculales; Papaveraceae
Product: LOB domain-containing protein 15-like
Exons: 3
Coding region: 432-1154 (240 amino acids)
Source: RefSeq, a predicted model, not a curated record
UAGAGAGCCUAGCUAGCAGCAGCAGAAGAAGAGAUUCUCUCUUUUCUUUAAUUAAUUCCUCUUUCUCUCUCUCUACAUUGAUCAUCAUCCUCAUCAUCUAUUCAACUGCUUUCUUUUCAGUCCAUCUUUUGAUCUUCUCUGCAAAAUUCAGCCCCUCCCUUUAGGAUCAUCGUACCUUAAUUUCAAUUGCAACAACAAAUAUACGAACUCAUAUAAUUCCUUCCUUUUCAUCCAACCAUAUAUAUUCUCCUUCAAUCCUUCCCUUUUGGCCCACUUUUUUCUCACAUAUCUUGCCUUUUAAGCACUCUUUAUUAUCUCUCUCUUUUAAUCUAUAUCCAUCUCCUAUAUUUUCUUCCAUCCUCUCUUUGUCUCUCUCCCUCACAUCUCACUCUCUCUGCAAACCCAUCACCAUAGGCAAAGAGCAUGCUUGGAUGUCCAGAGAAAGGGAGAUAUUUGAGCAUGAGGUAGGAAAGAAAAUAAAGAGAGAAGCAGAUGCGGCUUCUAUAUCAGAUCGAAUGGGAAGGAGACCCUUAUUAGGCCCUCCUGGUACCCUAAACACCAUCACACCAUGUGCUGCGUGUAAGCUUCUUAGAAGAAGAUGUGCACAGGAAUGCCCUUUCUCUCCUUAUUUCUCACCUCAUGAACCUCAGAAAUUUGCUUCUGUUCACAAAGUUUUUGGUGCUAGCAAUGUCUCCAAGAUGUUAAUGGAGGUGCCAGAGAAUCAGAGAGCAGAUGCAGCAAAUAGUCUUGUUUACGAAGCAAAUGUUAGACUAAGGGAUCCGGUGUAUGGUUGCAUGGGUGCAAUUUCAGCUUUGCAGCAACAAGUUCAGUCUUUACAAUCAGAACUUAAUGUAGUAAGGGCUGAGAUAAUCAAGUAUAGAUACAGAGAAGUUAGUAGUACUCUUUCUCAUAAUAUCAAUAAUCACAAUUCACAUCAUGCUUUAAUUUCGCCAUCCGGUGUUAUAUCCGUAUCUCCACCACCACCACCAUCUUCAUCUGUCUCCGUAACAAACCAUGACGUACCUCCUCCUCCACCACCACCUCCACCUUCUACACAUCCCGAUGCUUCUUCUUCGUCCAUGUAUACGACCCCUCCUUCUAGCGCAACUGAUUAUAGCUCAAUUUCUAAUGAAAAUGUCUCAUAUUUUGGCUAAAAGUUUGUUAAGCUAAAAAUAUUACUCGAAACCUUAUACAUUUUCCUUAUCAUCUCUAUGUUUACGAGUCAUUUGGAAUAAAGCAAGAGCCUAUAGAUAUAUAUAGGAUCAUAUUCGGCGCUUUGUUAUUUCAUUUCUCCCUCCCACCUGAAUUUUGUUAUUAUGAUUCUUGAUUGAAAAAUUUGAGUUCAUACUUU